UUCCUGGUGAUGACACACCCAUGAUAGUGGGCCCCUAAUAAUCCGGUAAAAAGGCUCUCUACACUGAUAGAGUAGACAGAUGAGGAGGCGCCAACGAAUUUGGAUCCAAUUCCAUUUAUCAUCUCAUCCUCAUAUCUCCUAAUCUCCGCUAAUAUUCCAAGGCCACCAAAUCUUUAUCUUCUUCUCCACUUCUCCUUUUCUUUUUCCACUUAGGUGAAAUUUUCAGAAGCUUCGAUUUGGUCGAUCAAGGAUUUUAAUCGGUACAAUAGUCAUGGAUCGGAUUACUAAGGCCGCACGUCUCAUGAUAGUAUCUGAUCUUGAUCAUACGAUGGUUGAUCAUCAUGAUCCCGAGAACAUGUCUUUACUUAGGUUUAAUGCCCUUUGGGAAUCGAAUUAUCGUCAUGACUCUCUGCUGGUUUUUUCCACUGGGAGGUCACCUACACUCUACAAACAGCUGAGGAAAGAGAAACCCAUGCUAACUCCCGAUAUAACUAUUAUGUCAGUGGGAACCGAGAUAACAUAUGGCAGCUCGAUGCUGCCUGAUGAUGGCUGGGUUAAAAUUCUGAAUCAGAAAUGGGAUAGGAACAUAGUCAUUGAAGAAACCAGCAAGUUUCCUGAUCUCACUCUUCAGGCAGAAACAGAGCAGCGACCACACAAGGUUAGCUUUUACGUUGAUAAGACUAAGGCCCAAGUAGUGAUGAAGGAACUUUCUAGCCGUUUGGAAAAGCGAGGGUUGGAUGUUAAACUAAUUUAUAGUGGGGGAAUGGAUUUGGAUGUAUUACCACAAGGUGCUGGCAAAGGACAGGCCCUCUCAUAUUUACUAAAUAAGUUGAAGACUGAGGGAACACUACCUGUUAAUACUCUUGCUUGCGGUGAUUCUGGAAAUGACGCUGAACUCUUCAGCAUUCCAGAUGUGUAUGGAGUCAUGGUCAGCAAUGCCCAAGAAGAAUUGUUGCAAUGGCAUGCUGAAAAUGCAAAAGGUAAUCCUAAUAUAAUCCAUGCAAAAGAAAGGUGUGCAGCUGGAAUCAUAGAAGCCAUUGGACAUUUUAAUCUUGGUUCAAACACUUCUCCAAGAGAUGUUGCUGAUUUUGUGGAAUGUAAGCUAGACCGUGUCAAUCCAGGUUAUGAAGUAGUGAAAUUUUACUUGUUCUAUGAGCGAUGGAGGCGAGGGGAGGCUGCCAACUGCGAGACUUAUAUAGCAAGUCUGAAAGCUUCUUGUGAUCCCACUGCUACUUUUGUCUUUCCAACCGGUGUUGAGAAAACUCUUCAUGAAUGCAUAUACGCAAUGAAAGGGUGCUAUGGAGACCAAAGGGGUAAACAGUUCCGAGUCUGGGUGGAUCGUGUAUUGUCCACACCAAUUGGCUUGAACACAUGGCUAGUGAAGUUCGAUAAGUGGGAGUUAUCUGGUGAUGAGCGAUGUUGUUGUGUGACCACUGCUAAAAUAAAUGCGAAGGGAUCCGGUGGUGCUUCAGACGGGUACACUUGGGUGAGUGUGCAGCAGAAGUGGUUAGAAGGAUAUGAAAAGAAGGAUACAUCAAUUUGGCUUUUCUAAGUGUACAGCAUCUGUGUCAAAAAUUUGCAUUAUCCUUUGGAUUUCAAA
Molecule: messenger RNA, 1600 nt
Organism: Gossypium arboreum
Lineage: Eukaryota; Viridiplantae; Streptophyta; Magnoliopsida; Malvales; Malvaceae
Product: sucrose-phosphatase 2-like
Exons: 11
Coding region: 272-1552 (426 amino acids)
Biological process (GO): sucrose biosynthetic process
Molecular function (GO): magnesium ion binding; sucrose-phosphate phosphatase activity
Source: RefSeq, a predicted model, not a curated record